GGGGUUCUGGCAAGGUAAAAUAAAUCUCUAUUUGUUUCAUAGCAAAUUAAAAGGGAGGCGCGCUCUCGAGUCUGUGCUUUUGCUAAGGCAGAAGGUUUUUGCUUAAGGUAGCAAAGGGCAUAUUUUAAAAUUUUAUGGACAAUUUUUCAACAUUUUUAUAAAGUGGGCUGGAACACGUGCCCCCAGCUCCCCCUUUCCCAACAUUUCUGCUGGUUGGUAAAAAUACAAAAAUCUACUCUCCUCGCAUGCAUCCAUCACAUGUCUGGUACACACAUCAAUGCGGAAGUUGGUUGUUGGCCUUUCAACUGAACUUCGCACUUCGAAUCAGAAAAUACGAACAAUCGAGAGACGAUGAAAAGCAAUGCUAUUAACAAAAUGGAGGAAGGACGUGAUAAUACUUGUCAGAUUAUAAUGAGCCGUGAAGAGGUGGACGGUUAUGUUGUGAAUCUGGAGAUCCCAGAUAGAGCUGAAUUGCCGUGUCUAGAUCAAUUUAGUUUUGUAGAUCAAUUGAAAAUGCCUAGGCCCUGCUUCUACAUGCUGAGGGUGCUUGGUGUUUGGCAACCGAAAAACUGUUUAUGGCCUUUUCACUUUUACUCAGCCUUGACAUACUUAAUUCUGCUUGGAAGCAUGCUCUCAAUUCUAGGUUUUGAAUACGUUCUACAUGGGAAAUCGGAGAAGUGGAGGGUUGGAUCGAUAGCAAACAGCUGUUUUACGCUGAUGAAUCUGACAUUGCCUUUUGCAUUCAUAAAAUAUUAUUUCAGAUUUGGAAGCUACGAUGCGUUGAUUUCGAGUGUCAUGCAGAGUUCUUUUGAACACAGAGUCAAGAUAAGAUUUCUUUCUCGCAUGUAUAGUGCUUUCUCUCUUGGCAUGUGGAUACUUGCAGCUGUCUUCUUCUAUAUCCAUUGGCUACCGUUUUUCAAUCGGACUUGGCAUCAUAUAGUGUACGGUUUUACAGUGAUUUACACGACAGGAUGGUGGUCCAGUUGGCUUAGCAUAUAUGGCUUUGUUUGCCAUAUACAUGCUCUGCAAGCGCAGAUAUUUGUAGAACGUAUGCAGGAGGUAUUCCAGAACUCAAAUCGAAGUAGAGCGGAUGAAAGGCGAAGAGUGGGUCUACUUCUAGGCGUGUACAACGAACUGAGUCGGUGGAUAGAGAGGACACAAAGAGAAUUUGGAAAAAUUAUUUCUUUUGCUAUGGCGUACCAUACCAUUGAUGCAAUUGUGUUUAGCAUUGCCUAUUGGGACCGUGAUUUUGGCACAAACUAUUCGAUUCUGCAGUAUGUUGGUGGCAUAGCAUUCGAUCUAGCCAGCAUUGCUAUAAAACUUUAUCCUGCUGCAGUCGUUUCGGCUGCUGUUCAUUACAUAACUAGAAGGUCUGGGAACGAGUGUUACCCGCAUCAUACGUUAAUAGACAUGCCCCUAGAGCGAUUCCAGCUUUAUGAGCAUUUAUCUAUAAGGGAGAAUAUGAUUGGACUGAGAAUACUCGGCGUGAAAGUGACGGUGAGAAUAGCAGUUGGAAUUUUCGUAACAACAGUGACAGGGCUGGCCACUUUCUUACGUUUCGUAAUCGCCAACGUAGGGACAAAGCACUCACUGUGGUGAGGAGGGGAGUUGUGUAAUGUAACUUCAAAUAAUAUUUUUCAGUUUAUUUGCCUUUGAAUCUUCAUUCACUUUAUUAUAGAUAUUGAUGUUAAAAAAGAUAUAAUUAGAAAAAUAUAGCUAGAAAUCAAACGCUCGUCCGGUACCAAAACCGCUCGUCCGACAUACAUGCGUAGAGUCCAAAGCUAGCCAAUUUCAUCAACAAUACACACUUAAACAUGAAGGUUCUCCUUAGAGCAUGUUCUAUCUCUAUGCUAUGACUAUCAUAAAUUUAUGUCAUGAUUAUUUUUUCAAAACAGCUACUUAACAUAAGGCAAACGUAAUGUAAAAUGUCUGUACAGGCAUCAGUCUGCAAAAUGUUAGUCCGGUAUUUGGUAUUUGGAAAAUGUUAGUCCGGACACACGUGUAUCGAAGUUUGAUGGGGUUGUUCUCGUUCAACUUUACAAUAGGUUAAAAGCUGAAGCAGCUUUUACCAUUUCGACAUGGGCGCAUUUCCGUUUUCACGAGACCCCAAAAAGAAAUAAAUUCCAUUUUAGAAUGGAAGUAAUCAGCAUGGGUACUCCCGUAUUCACUGUUUUAUUUGUCUUGCCUAUAGAGAUAGAGUAUUUGUUAUCCUAUCUUUAUGGUUUUGUAGCGGAAAUUGAUAUUUUUCAGUUGAGGAAUCGCUUUCUACAUACCCCGUCUUACAGCAUCUGAAAAUGGAGAACCAGCACUGUAGCAACUUUAGUUCCUAGAAAAAAGAGAGUUUUGGAUGAAUUUUCCGUAUAUGGUCUAAAGCCAGAACUACGUUUAUUAGGCUUGAAAGGCUUGAUCGAGAAUGAUGUUUUUUGAGAUCAUGAUGGCAGAAAAGUUUUGCAAUAGAGUUCUUGUGUGUGUGACGUCACAAAAAAAUAUUUUUAGAGUUUUCGAAUUUUGACCACAUAGCAUAAAAGAACACCGUAAAGUACUCCCAUAUAUAGAAAUCAGUUAAGUUUGUCAAAAAUCGGGUGAGCAAUGGCCAAUAGAAGAUUUGAAGUUUGCCAACGGAUUGCUGCUAUUCUGGCUCAGUUCAUAAAGUUAUGAACUGAAGCCAAAUUACAGAGGUUUGAUGGGAUCAGAGCUUGUGCUCAUCUGGUCAUAUCUCAGCCAAUUCUUAAUAACUCUAAACGAUUUUGCAGAUUUAGAGUAUUUCAUGAUGCUCUUUCAGGUUAUGGGAACAAAUUUAAAAAAUUCUUAAAAAAAUGAUUUCUGUGAUGUCAUCACUUGACAACUCUAUUUUUUCGAAACGCGGUUGUCAGCAGCAGUCAGCAGCAAAGGAAGCCAAGAGUUUGGAAUUGAAGAAAAGGCCGAGAGAUUUUAAGGAAUGUUGUCAGAUACCCUGUGUACCAGACUCACUCUGCAUAAAAUGAGAGAAACUAUAGGGUGAGUCUCUCUUAUUUUAUGUAGAGUCUGGUACCCAGUGUAGUUGUCAGAAGGCAGGGGAUAAAAACUUUUAUACUGAUAUGGCCUAUGUGAUAUUGACAGUGGCAGUGACUAACUUUUGCUAAUGUCUGAAUCAGUUAAGUAGCCCAGUAUUCUUCUCACUAAAGUUUUGAUGACGCAAUUGAAUCUUUUCAAUCCCGGUAUUAUCAUUAUUUUAUGACAGCUCGCUGUCAGACGAAUAGCAAAAGGCCUACGGACUGCCAGACGAAUAUCUCCACGAUUAUCGAAUAAAUGAUCUAUUGUUAAAGCAGUUUUUAUGCAAACCAAAUGAUAAUUUGUCAGAAACCUUUUCACAAGGGAUGUUGCAGAAUUUGAUUUCACUAGCCUCAAAUACCUUGCUUUCAUAGGUAAUGGGAUGUAGCCACAAGACCUGAUUUUAUGAGAGAUGGGGCAAUGCCUUCUGAGGCAAAUGCCUUCUGAGACAGCUAUUUUUUUAAAUUCAUUGGAUCCCAUUGUUAAUGUUUUCUUCCCCGAGUAAGAAAAUGAUAAGAAUCUGUGAAUAGAUCUCGAUUUUCAUCAUCUCUGCACUACGGAAUCCUUGUUUGGGGGUAUGCUUAUGAAGCAAAGCAGAGAUACCCAACCGAUACAAUUUAAACAUCUUCCUCAGGCUGAUUUUGCAAUGUUAGGUCCCAAUUGGAUGUUAUUUGGAAACCUUCGGCUUCGGUGAUUAGAAUUAAUGAAGGCUACUAAAAUUUAUGCAUAAAUCUGUAAAUAUGAUAUCUACUGUUUUUUGACUCUCUUUUAAACUUUGACAUUCAACUUUCUGUAUGAUGGAUGAUACAUGGCAGAUUUUAAGCGAUUAUAUUUUUAUAACUUAUUAGAAUGAUAUUGUGUAAUGUAUUUGAUCAACGUAAUAUUGUGUAAUGUAUGUUAAAUUUGUAGAUACCGAAUUCUGGAACACAAUUGCCUACUUUCAUGAACGGCUAUGUACAAAUUGUGUGGAAGCAACAAAGCUUCUCGUGCCUUUUUGAUAAUACUUGACCAAAUCUGACGCUGUUAUGAGAGCUACCGCAAGGCUCUAAGCCGGGAAAAGAGGCUCUUUAGUUCAUUUCAAGCUCUUUCAGCUCUUUUUAAAAUACUUCUUUCAGUUCGGUUUUGCUAUUCUGAUGGACCCAAGCCACCUUGAAUUCAUACAGCCCAAACCUAAUGGCAAACACCACUUUAUAUGGGUAACGUUGCAACCCAUUAUGUUUCUAAUCAAAGGUGUUGGACAUCAAUAGUUUGUAAAGUUCCACAUCAAGGUGGUAUUUAGACGAAAAUCGACAAAUAUCGGCAAAAAUGACCAAAGAGCAAAGGAGAUGGUCAUAAAUGCCCCCCCCCCAUAUUUUUGCGUGAUGCGUUAUUGGCCAUAUUUCGUGCGUGAAAUGGUGAAAUCUCGAUUUUUUAUGCGUGAUUUCGCGAAUUAAGAUUCCUGCGUGAAGUGUGAAACAUGAGUUUUCUUUGUUUUACACUCUUUUUUAUAUAAGAACCAGUAAAUUUAAGUUCAGGCUGACUUUUCUUAUUUUUUUCGAAUAUCUGAGGCUGGAUUCUUCUUAAUUUGUUCUUAAAUUAAGUGGGUGUAAGCAGUGCUAUUGCUAGCUUUUUCGCUCUAAGGAGGUGUUCAGGCCUCAUUUGCCAACAAAGUGAGUGAGACAGCCUUAAUUUGCUGACAAAUUUGAAUAUUCACCGAAAAAGCACCCACACAUCGCUAAAAAUUCUCGAUUUUGAGAAAAAAACGUAGUUCAAAAUUGCAUUUUGCAGAAGCUCAGCCUCAGCUUGUUCUUAAUUUGUUCUUAACUUUUGACAAGUUUUGAGGCUCGUGUUCUUAUAAAAUUGUUCUUAUAAAAAAAAGAGUGUAAAAGCUUUUACUAUC
Messenger RNA from Rhopilema esculentum, 4909 nucleotides. RefSeq lists its product as uncharacterized. Lineage: Eukaryota; Metazoa; Cnidaria; Scyphozoa; Rhizostomeae; Rhizostomatidae. The record is from RefSeq and is a predicted model, not a curated record.